GGCGGGCCGCACGGCGCUCUGCUUCGACGAGACCGCUGGCCUGGGCGCCAUGGCUGCCGCGGAGGCGGCUGCCGCGCCUACGAAGGCGGCGCUGGAUCGUAGCAGGCUCUCCCCGAAGGAAGAAGGGGAACUGGAAGACGGCGAAAUAAGCGACGAUGACAACUGCUUUAGGCCCUACGGCUAUGAGCCCGGCGGCGGCCUCGUCAGCAGCAGGCCCUACUCGAGGCGCAGGCCGCCUCCCGGCCUCCGCGGGGGCAUGUCCCUCUCUUCCUCCUCCGGGCGCCCCUUCCCCCGCUCGCGGCACCAGCCCCCGCCGGAGAUGGGACACCCGCACGGCCACGGCGGGUAUCGGCCCAAGGACUCGUUCCGCUCCCAUCCGCCGCCCAUGCCGGCGUCGCGGAUGCCGUCGGGAUCGCAUUCCGACACGGGCCCCCGGCUCUCCUUCUGGGAGCGCAGCCACAAUGCCCUGGACCGAUUCCGCUUCCGAGGCCGGCCCUACAGGGGCGGAGGUCGUUGGGGUAGGAGCCGAGGCGGCGGCGAUCGGGGCGGCAACCCUCCGGGGAGGCCGCCCGUAGGGGGAGGCGGUGCCGGGUUCGGUAGCGGCCAGGGCUGGAGGGAGCCCUCACCGCGAAAAUCCAAAAUUUUUGGAAGGUCCCCCUCUAGAAAGAAUUACUCUUCUAAAAGUGAAAACUCUGUGGAAGAAAGUUUUGAGGAUCUGCUGUUGAAGUAUAAGCAGAUACAAUUAGAACUUGAGCACAUUAAUAAGGAUGAAAAACUGGCUUUGAGCAGCAAGGAAGAAAAUGAACAAGAUGCUGAUAAAACAGUGAGCACUGAGGACCAAGUACCUGUAGAUAAUAACAGUAUUACAACAGAUGCUGCAAAAGAAGUACCUCCUGAGGAGAAACCUCCAGUUAUAGCCUUUCAGGCAUUUGAACUGAAACCUCUCAGACAAAAACUGCCUACUCCAGCAGAGAGGAGCAGGUUAAAAAAAGGCAAAGAAGGAACGAAGCAGUCAUCACAAAAACCUGAAGUCACAGAAUCUGGCCAAGAAGGUACAGAAGACAAAACAUCUGAAACAUCAGUUCGAAAGUCUAGCAGUUCAGAUGUUACUUCUGAAAAGAAGCUGCAUGAUGAUGAGGAUGAGAUGUCUGAAUUGCAACUUAGGCUUCUUGCACUUCAGUCUGCUAGUAAAAAAUGGCAGCAGAAAGAGCAACAGGUGUUGAAGGAAAGCAAAGAAAAAUUAACGAAGCCAAAAAGUGUAACACAGAAAGUCAAAGCCAGUACAAAAGCACAUUCAACAAAAAAACCUAGUGUUACAGCCAAGCAAACUUUGAGGAGACAGCAGACAAAGACAUCAAAGAAGCUGCAGCAGCAAAAGGAACAAGACAGGCGUCAGAAAGAGGAAGACCAGAGAAAACAAGAGGAGGAGGAGGAGAGAAGAAAGAGAGAAGAAGAAAUCAGGAAAAUUAGGGACCUCUCAAAUCAUGAGGAGCAGUACAAUCGAUUUAUGAAGCUAAUUGGAGGAAAGAGGAGAUCAAGAAGCAGGUCCUCAGAUACAGACUUGAGACGAUCGGUGGAUAAGCAGUCUACAGAGAGUGCAGGAGGCAUAUAUCAGUAUGAUAAUUAUGAUGAAGUUGCUAUGGAUACAGAUAGUGAAACUAACUCUCCAGCUUCUUCUCCAGCACAGCCUCCUUUCUUCGAGUGUCCAGUAGGAUAUUUUCCACCUCCAGUACCACCAAUUUCCUUGCCACUGCCACCUCCAAUUCCACAGCCUGUACCAUCUUUGAGCCAGCUUUACGCCGAGGGUAUUUCUUGUGUUUCUCUUGAGCCACCUCCACCUCUUCCCCCACUUCCCCCUGAAGAGCCUGAGCAGCCACCAAAACCUCCAUUUGCUGAUGAGGAAGAGGAAGAGGAGAUGCUCUUAAGAGAAGAAUUGCUCAAGUCUUUAGCCAACAAACGAGCUUUCAGAUCUGAGGAAACGUCAAGUAACAGUGGUCCAUCGUCCCCUCCUGUUCCAGAUAACUUGCAGCCUGUGCCAAGAAGCAAUCUGACCGCUGUCAGUAUUAAUACUGUGUCUCAGCCACGGGUACAAAAUACAAAGCUUGUUAGAGUACCGAGGCUUCCACGAGCAGUGAUCACUCUUCCAAAACACAAGUCUGUUGUGGUUACAUUAAAUGACUCAGAUGAUAGCGAGUCUGAUGGAGAGCCAUCUAACUCAACUAGCAGUGUGUUUGGAGGACUAGAAUCUAUGAUAAAAGAAGCAAGAAGAAAUGUUGAGGCAUCAAAAAUCAAAGCCCCUCCAAAAUCAGAAAAAGAAAAUGAUCCAAUGAGAACUCCAGAGGCUCUACCAGAAGAUAAGAAGAUAGAAUACAGGCUCUUGAAAGAAGAGAUUGCCAGUCGUGAAAAGCAACGCUUAAUUAAGUCUGAUCCACUGAAAAACAGCUUGCCCCCUCCAAAUUCUGAUGGUGAAGUUGAUGCAAUUGGGAGAAUAGCAGUAGUGACGAAACAGGUAACAGAAGCAGAAGCAAAGCUUAAGAAAAACAGACUUCUGUUGAUGAAGGAUGAAUCUGUCUUGAAACAUUUAUUGCAACAAGAGGCCAAGAAGAGGGAGAAUGUUCGAAUUGCUGAAAAUAAAAUUAACAAACUGGCCGAACAGCUACAAGCAACAGAGAAGAUCUUGAAUGUGAAUAAGAUGUUCCUCAAGAAGCUUCAGGAACAAAUUCAUAAAGUUCAACAACGAGUUACAGUAAAGAAAGCUCUGGCAUUAAAAUAUGGGGAAGAACUUGCUCGAGCAAAAGCAGUAGCAAGUAAGGAAAUGGGGAAGCGAAAACUGGAGCAAGAUCACCUUGCACCAAACAAAAUGUUGAAACUGGAGAACUCCCCUGCAUCAAGCCCAAAAAAGCAUUCAGCAGAAUUGAUUGCACUAGAGAAAAAAAGACUACAGCAACUAGAGCAGGAGUAUGCUCUAAAGAUUCAGAAAUUGAAAGAGGCCCGUGCACUUCAAACCAAGGAACAAUCAAAUACUGUGCCUCAUGCAGAAGAGGAAUCUGAAUUUGCAUUACCUCAGCCAUCACUUCAUGAUCUCACGCAGGAUAAAUUGUCUUUGGACAGUGAAGAAAACUACUUCGAUGAUGAAGUUCUGUAUAAUUCCAACAGAGAACGAAGGAGAUCCUUCAAAGAAUCCAAUUCUUUCACUAAACCAAAUCUUAAACACAUGGACACUCCAAAGCAAGAAACUAUAAACAAACUUUCUAAAAAGGCAUCGGAGGAGCCUGAGCUAUUCCUUGGGUUGAAUAUUGAUGAACUCAAAAAACUUUAUGCUAAAGCUGACAGCUUGAAAGAGCUUCUAGAGAAAAGUACUGCCUCUGUAGUACCUAAGGAAAAUCUAUUGUGUGGUCAGGAAAUUUCAGUGGACAUGGAUGUUGAUACAUCAGAAAGCAAAGAGACUGAAUCAAAACCGUAUCCAUUUGAACCAUAUCAUAGUCCUCUUCUAGUAUUUAAAUCCUACAGGUUUAGUCCAUAUUUUCGAACUAAGGAAAAACUGUUCCUCAGUUCAUUAACAUAUAGCAAUAUGAUUGAGCCAAAACAGUGUUUCUGCCGGUUUGAUUUAACAGGCACAUGUAAUGAUGAUGACUGCCGGUGGCAGCACAUGAAAGAUUGCACUCUUAACCGUAAGCAGCUGUUUCAGGAUAUUCUGUCUUACAAUUUAGAACUGAUUGGCUGUUCAGAAAAAAGCACUGAUGAGGAAAUCAGCGCUGCCACAGAAAAAUACGUUGAAAAACUUUUUGGUGUAAACAGAGACCGUAUGUCAGUGGAUCAGAUGGCUGUUCUUCUGGCCAGCAACAUCAAUGAGAGUAAAAAUCAUGUACCUCCAUUUACAACAUGGAAGGAAAAAAGGAAAUGGAGACCCAGGUAUUGGAGAAAACCUUUGGUAGACAGUAGCAGCGGUGAUGAGGAACAGUUCACUGGACCUACUAAAUACGCCCAGCCCACAGAAAAUAAAAAAGUUCCAGAUCUUGAUACUGUGGUGACUCCAGAUGAUGUCCGGUAUUUUACAAGUGAGACUGAUGAGAUUUCCAACCUGGAGGCAAGUGUCCAAGAAAACCCCAGUGAUGUACAGCUUUGGAUUAAGCUUGCGUACAAAUACUUGAAUCAAAAUGAGGGCUCAUCAUCGGAGUGUUUAGAUUCUGCUUUAAAUGUUUUGGCUCGAGCCCUUGAGAACAACAAAGAAAAUGCUGAAAUUUGGUGUCAUUACCUCAAACUCUUCUCAAAAAGAGGAACCAAGGAGGAGGUACAGGAAAUGUGUGAAACAGCAGUGGGAUAUGCUCCGUCUUAUCAACUCUGGUGGACAUUUUUGAGUUUGGAAAAUUCCUUUGAUGGAAAAGACUACGUAUGUGGGAGGAUGCUACAGUUCCUAAUGGAAGUGACAGGAGGAGAAGAAAGUAGAAAUCUUGUGUCCUUUCAGCUGCUGGAGACUCUCUUGUACAGGGUUCACUUAAGCCUAUUUACAGGAAGACAUCAGAAUGCUCUUGCUCUGCUGCAGAAUGCUUUAAAAUCAGCAAAUGAAAAGAUAAUAUCAGAACAUCUUACUGUAAGUGACCGUUGCUUGGCUUGGCUGGCUUACAUACAUGUAACUGAAUUUGGCAUUCUUCCAGUCAAGUUCUAUGAUCCAGCUAAUGUCAGUCCUUCAAGGAUCAUGCAAAAAGAGCCCUUUUUAAUACCGUGGGAAACAGUUCAAGAUGUGAAAACUGAUCCUGAUACACUGUUAGCUAUGUUUGAAGAUGCGGUCAAAGCAUGUACUGAUGAAAGAAUUGAGGCUGAUGAGAGAAUACCUAUCUGCUUUCCUCUCUACAGAAACAUGCUAGCUUUGCUGAAACUUCUGGAAAGGUGGGAGUCUGCUGCACAACUUUGUAGAUCCUUAUUGGAGAUCUGCCCUAAUAACUGUCAGCUCUUGGGGAGUUUGGCCACCUUGUAUUUGCAGAUGGAGCAGAGUGACAAUGCCUACAAUGUUUGGUUUGGAGCUUUUGAGAGGAAUCCGCAGAAUGCAGAAAUAUUUUAUCAGUUGUGUAAAUUCCUUGUUUCACAGGAAAGAUCAAGCAAUGUUCUUCCACUGUUGCAAGAUUUUCUGGAAGCUUUCGUUGAGAAUACAUGCCAGCAGCAUGGUCCCAUGGAUCUCUUAAGAUAUCUCUUGAACUUUCCAAUGCCAAUUGAGUUUACAUCACCUGUCUAUAAAGAAGAUCUUACAGAUGACGUUGUGAACCAGCAAAUCCCGUAUUUAUGGCAGAUCUACUGUUUGUGCCAGUCUCUUCACGCGAGUUUUGGUGAAGCACUGGAUGCGUAUGAAGCAGCUCUGGGGGCAGUGAUGCAGCAGGAAACUGUUCAGAACAUCUGGCUGGAUUACCUUGUUUUUGUCAAUAGCAAAGUUGUUGGAUCCAACAACCAAGUUCAAGAAUUCAAGCUUUUUACUGACCUAGUGAACAGAUGUCUGGUUACAGUCCCCACACGAUACCCAAUUCCUUUUAGUACUGCUGAUUAUUGGACCAAUUAUGAGUUUCAUAAUAAGGUAAUUCUUUUUUAUUUGAGCUGCAUUCCAAAAUCUGAACAUUCCAAAACCUUGGAACGGUUUUGUUCUACCAUGCCUGCUAAUCCUGGACUUGCACUGAGAAUGCUUCUGCAAUACUGGGAGGAGAGCAAUGUUCAAAUUCUGAAACUGCAAGCCAAGAUGUUUACAUAUAAUAUCCCAACAUGCCUGGCCAUCUGGAAAAUAGCCAUUGCUGCGGAAUGCUUUCUAAUGGGACAAAGAGAAGUCCAUCAUUUAUAUCAGAGAGCCCUUCAGAAGUUACCUCUAUGUGCAACACUGUGGAAAGAUCAACUCUUGUUUGAAGCGUCAGAAGGAGGUAAAACUGAUAACCUGAGAAAACUAGUUUCCAAGUGCCAAGAGGUUGGAGUCAGCCUAGAUGAGCUUUUAAAUUUAAACACUUGCAGAACAGAAAGCAAGAAUACCUGAACACUGUGUACGGUCAGCCAUAAGUCCUAUUAAAUGCCAAAAUCAGUUGAAUGAUUCUCCAGGCUGAUCCAGGCCUAAGAUCUGUGUUAAGGCAGAUGAGUAUUGCUGAGCAUAUCAAGUCUCCAGUCUGCUUUCCUUGAACCUGGAAACAAUUAACGUGACCCUCCUCUGGAACAAUGAACUCCCUGUCUGGCCUUGCUUCUGGGCCCUGCCAGAUUCUCAUAACGUCAUUUACGUAAGUAUAGUUACUCAAAAUGACAGACAUUAUUUUUUAUGUUUUUAUUUUCUCUCUUUUUUUUUGUUUUGCUGUUCCUGAUUCACUUGACACUCUCACUGAUGCCUGAGAGAUCCGUGUUUGGGAUUAAUUUACUUGGCUGUGUUUACAGUAAAAAGCAAGUAGUCCAUCGUGGGGUUUUUGCUUUUUUUAAAACCUUUUUUGAGACUUUUUCAUUACAGGAUUUAAAACAAAAGCAGCCGCUCUUAAGGAAAGUGUAACUGCCGUGGCCACAAGUAUGCUUCUUGCACUUGAAGGCUCUAAGACGGUUGCUUACUGCCCUUUUCUGCAUUGGACUCACGGCAGAGACUAUUAGACUUGAAGAUUAAAGAAACUAUUGCAAAUGCCAGUGCAUCAGAACCUAAGAGUGGUCAAUUAUGUGCAAUUUUUUGUAAAGAAAUUUUAAUUUAUAAUAAAGUUUAACAGUUUAAAGAAAA
Molecule: messenger RNA, 6718 nt
Organism: Melopsittacus undulatus (budgerigar)
Lineage: Eukaryota; Metazoa; Chordata; Aves; Psittaciformes; Psittaculidae
Gene: ZFC3H1
Product: zinc finger C3H1-type containing
Exons: 35
Coding region: 50-6007 (1985 amino acids)
Biological process (GO): RNA processing
Cellular component (GO): exosome (RNase complex); nucleus
Molecular function (GO): protein binding
Source: RefSeq, a predicted model, not a curated record